AUGGGAUUAGGACUGCUAGUGUCCAUCGAUCCAGAGGAGAUCUCGAAGCCAAACUCCAAUGGCCUGACUCUGGAUCAGGUAGCUUACUUCGGUCAGGCACUCGUUGAGAUUACUCCGGAGAAUUUUGAUUCAAGUCUUUCCUUUUUGCGCCAGAAUUUCUCCAAGCUAGCGAUCCUCUUUGAUGUCCGAAAGCUCAAAAGUUGGGACAGUGUGGUCGAUAUACUCAAUAAUGGAGCGUCCAAGAUCUUUGUCACUUUCGAGCAGCUGAAAGCUUUGUCCCAGGAGCAGACGAUAUCGCCUGAUCGACUGGUUCUUACCAUUUCUCUCGAAAAUCCUAAAACCGACCUGGCCAAAUUAAACUCCUUCCUCCAAGCCAACCCGACAUGGAAGAACACAGAAUGGGCAUUCGACGGGGACAAGGGUAAUGAGUACGUCGAUGUAGUUCUGAAAGAGCUUGGAAAUUAUCCACCCAGCCCAGAUCAGACGAUUUUUGUCACCGUAACCCGGGAGACUGGCGGGCGACAUCUUCUCCAUGAAUAUCCUGGGAAUGCCCUGAUAAUUUCCUCCAAAUCUUUGACUUUCGACCCAUCCAAGGAUUCAGACCAGAAAUUAAUUCCAGCUGUGGAUUUAGUGCUUGCCGGCGCGACCGCUGACCGGAAGACCGGCCUCUAUGCGACAACUGUUGUGGACGAACGUGACGUGGCUCUAGGAUUGGUGUGGAGCAGCAAGGAGAGUGUAGCGGAGGCUUUGAAAACCGGAGCAGGAGUGUAUCAGAGUCGUAAAAGAGGUCUGUGGCACAAAGGCGCCUCAAGCGGAGAUACUCAAGAACUUAUUAGCAUGGGAUUUGAUUGUGACAAGGACUGUCUGAUCUUUAAAGUCCACCAAAAGGGCCGAGGGUUCUGUCAUCUGGGCACAAUGUCAUGCUGGGGCAAGGUUUCGGGAUUAUCGAGACUGCAACGGACGCUGCAGGAGAGGAAGAUUGAUGCUCCCGCCGGAUCAUAUACUAAUCGACUCUUCAACGACCCAAAGCUAGUAAACGCCAAGAUCAAGGAGGAAGCCGACGAGCUUUGUGAAGCAACAACGAAGGAAGAGAUUGCAUCGGAGGCGGCUGAUCUAUUAUACUUUGCGCUUGCAAGAUGUGUAGCUGCGGAUGUCACCAUGGAGGAUAUUGAGAGAAACCUAGAUCUGAAGAGCCUCAAAGUCAAACGGAGGAAGGGCGACGCAAAACCCCAGUAUGUUGAUGAGAAGCCCACUAGUGAGACAGAGCAACAACCAGGAACGAAUGGUGCCAAUGACCAUCAGGAUGAAGAGCUCAAAGAAGCAGCCUCUGUGCCCACGUCGCGCUCAGAUGCAGCGGGCACUAUUUCCGGACGGAUACAAAUGAAACGUUACUCGACCUCACAAACCUUCUCUGACGAUAUCCUGAAGUCUGCUCUACAGCGACCCUCUCAGAAAUCGAACGAAAAGAUCAUGUCGCUUGUCCAACCGAUCAUUGCGGAUGUCCGCGCGAAGGGCGACUCUGCUGUCUUGAAAUACACCCACAAAUUCGAGAAGGCAACAUCACUGAAAGCUCCCGUGCUUAAAGCACCAUUCUCGGAAUCUCUUAUGCAGCUCCCAGAAGAGACAAUAAAGGCCAUCAAUACCUCCUACGACAACAUCCUGAAAUUCCACUCUGCGCAGAAAUCAUCAGGUCCACUGGUGGUUGAUACAAUGCCUGGCGUCACUUGCUCACGGUUCUCAAGACCGAUCGAGAAGGUCGGCCUCUAUAUUCCAGGUGGCACUGCCGUUCUACCCUCCACAGCUCUCAUGCUUGGUGUUCCGGCCAUGGCUGCUGGAUGCAAGAAUAUUGUCCUCGCAACUCCCCCGCGGUCGGAUGGCACAAUCACUCCGGAGAUCGUCUAUAUUGCACACAAGGUGGGAGCCGAAGCAAUAGUUUUGGCGGGCGGGGCACAGGCUAUUGCUGCUAUGGCUUAUGGCACCGAGUCGAUCACCAAAGUCGACAAGAUCCUUGGACCUGGAAAUCAGUUCGUGACAGCUGCAAAGAUGAUCGUCUCCAACGAUACGUCUGCAGCCGUCUCGAUAGACAUGCCGGCUGGCCCGUCAGAGGUUCUCGUCGUAGCCGACAAAACGGCCGAUCCAGCGUUUGUGGCAAGUGAUCUGCUCUCACAAGCCGAGCACGGCACAGAUAGUCAGGUCGUGCUGAUUGCCGUCGACUUGGACGAUCAGCAGCUGCAAGCCAUCGAAGACGAAGUGCACAAACAAGCACAUGAACUACCACGAGUUGACAUUGUGCGCGGAGCAAUCGAACACUCAAUCACGAUCUCGGUACGCAACCUUGCCGAAGCCCUAAAAUGGUCAAAUCACUAUGCACCAGAGCACUUGAUCCUGCAGACCGCCAAUCCACACUCGGCACUCCCAGACAUACAAAAUGCGGGCUCCGUGUUCCUGGGCCAGUGGACGCCGGAGAGCGUGGGCGACUACAGCGCGGGCGUCAACCACAGCCUCCCGACCUACGGCUACGCACGACAAUACAGCGGCGUCAAUCUAGGCAGUUUCAUGAAGAACAUUACCAGCUCUGAAGUCACCGAGCAAGGGGUCGGCCAGGUCGGCUUCGCAGUGAUGGAACUCGCUAGGGUGGAGGGUCUCGAUGCACAUCGCCGCGCGAUGGAGUUAAGGAUGGAACGACUGGGAUAUGUCGAGAAGCGCGUGGCUCCAGUCGCGGAGGAUAAGGGUGAUGUUGUUCCACAACCGCAACCGGAAAGAAGCGAGCAGCGACCUGGUGUCCAAACCCAGUUCGCGCCGGCCGCUGUGGCCACGGCUGUGCAGACGGGGGUAAAGGCCACUCUUGGUGCUUUGGCUCAGAAGACUUGA
This is a messenger RNA of Exophiala aquamarina CBS 119918, 2871 nucleotides long. RefSeq names its product histidinol dehydrogenase. Gene Ontology annotation, molecular function: metal ion binding; phosphoribosyl-ATP diphosphatase activity; phosphoribosyl-AMP cyclohydrolase activity. Gene Ontology annotation, biological process: L-histidine biosynthetic process. The record is from RefSeq and is a predicted model, not a curated record. Lineage: Eukaryota; Fungi; Ascomycota; Eurotiomycetes; Chaetothyriales; Herpotrichiellaceae. The transcript has a single exon. The coding region runs from base 1 to 2871 and encodes 956 amino acids. Gene Ontology annotation, cellular component: cytoplasm.